AUGUCUAUAUUCCCUUUAGGCUUAAUUUUCGUGAUUGACAGUAACGAUCGUGAACGUGUUGGUGAAGCACGUGACGAACUUCAACGUAUGUUAGCUGAAGAUGAACUUCGUGAUGCCGUUCUCCUCAUAUUCGCCAACAAACAAGAUUUACCUAAUGCGAUGAAUGCGGCUGAAAUCACCGAUAAAUUAGGUCUUCAUUCAUUGAGCAAUCGUAAUUGGCAUAUUCAAGCCACAUGUGCCACCAGUGGUGAUGGUUGCUAUGAAGGUCUCGAUUGGCUUUCAAACCAAUUGAAAAAUGCCAAAUGA
Rotaria sordida is the source of this 306-nucleotide messenger RNA. Lineage: Eukaryota; Metazoa; Rotifera; Eurotatoria; Philodinida; Philodinidae. The record is from the annotation of a GenBank genome assembly.